UAUGACAUUCAGAGAAUCAUGUAAACAAACUGAUGCAUCCUAGAGUGUGUUUACUUUCACUCAAAGCAUGUCCAGCCAAACGGCGAAUUUCUUUUUCUUCGUGCCAAUAUACUAUAUUUUACUCUUUUAUUUCUGCUUUUUCCUUUAAAUAAGAAAUUGUAAUUACCAAAUUUGUCUUGUUUUAUCAAACAACCCAAGAAGACAGCCACCACCAGCUUUCCACACAUCACAAGGUUUUCUAGACGACAUUGAGUAAAGCACACACUAUUGGAAAUUAUUCAUGUCAUUUCAGGAUAGAACGGCAGAAUUUCAAGCAUGCGUUGCAAAUACCAGAGCUCGAAUGAGAAUUUCUUCAUCAAAUGCAGCAAUGAGUAAUGCAUUGCAAGCAAAGCAUCAGAAGAGCGAGUUUACUACAGUCGCAAAAAAGAUUGCUUUCAAAAUCAGUGAGACAAGUAAACAUUUACAACGUUUAUCCCAACUCGCCAAACGGAAAACGCUGUUUGAUGAUCGGCCAGUGGAAAUUCAGGAAUUGACAUAUCAAAUCAAACAAAGCCUCUCUUCUUUGAAUUCAGAUAUCGCUUCUCUACAGCAGAUUGUUCGUCAAAGCUCUAAGGGUACUCGAAACAAACCUGCUCAAAUCAAUCAGCACAAUGAGAAUAUUGUCGUUUCUCUCCAGAAUUCACUUGCUGAUACUAGCAUGAACUUUAAAGAUAUUUUAGAAGUUCGCACGCAAAACAUGAAAGCCUCCCAAAACCGAACAGAAAAAUUUGUUGCUUCUACUUCUCUAAAUACUAAUCCUCUUGCUAAUAAUAAUUCUGCUACUUCGCCUUUUAAUUACAACGAAUCCAAGUAUGAGCCAAAUGACGAUUACCUUGCUUUAAAUCUAGGAGAAGGCGCGAAUACCCGAUACGAGCAAAUGGCAUUACUGGAAAAUCAAACUGACGUGUACUCCCAGCAAAGAAUGUCUUCUAUUGAAAGCAUUGAGAGUACAAUUUCCGAGCUGGGUGGAAUUUUCUCUCAAUUAGCACAAAUGGUGUCUGAACAACGUGAAACUGUUCAAAGGAUUGAUCUUUACACAGACGACAUAGCAUCAAAUAUUAACAGUGCUCAAAGAGAAAUCCUGAAAUUUUUCGAUAGAGUAUCUUCGAACCGUGCGUUGUUAUUUAAAAUAUUUGGUAUACUUAUUGCCUUUUUUCUUUUAUGGGUCCUUGUAACUUAAUUUAUGUCUUACAGUUGGCUACUCUUCUAAUUACGCAUUCGCUUCCUAUUUCCUAUGCGGAAUGACGGUUUGAUACUUUGUCAUCGCUCUUUUUUUCCAACUUUUAGUUAUUGGUUAUGAACUGCUGGUUCCAACUGCUUUUCCCUAGAAUACCUGGAAUACCAGUCUAUACCUUUCUCCUAAUGCUUCAAUGUUUAACAUUCCGUUUACUUUUCUGAUUUUUAUAUGAACCUAAUCCUCUCCAUCAUUAUCCUCUUCCAUUUGUUGAAUACUUUCCGCUUCCAACUCCUCUAGUUGCCAGCCAACGUCAGACUUUUUUGGCAUAUAUUCCAUAACCUGAUAAGUCAGGGCUUCUAGCACGUUGUCACUAAAACCCGUUAGUAUACAAUUAAGCUUUUAGAUUUUCAUUCAUCUUACUUUGCUGUUUGAAUCCAAUAAGCAUAAUCAUUAAU
Molecule: messenger RNA, 1671 nt
Organism: Schizosaccharomyces cryophilus OY26
Lineage: Eukaryota; Fungi; Ascomycota; Schizosaccharomycetes; Schizosaccharomycetales; Schizosaccharomycetaceae
Product: SNARE Sed5
Exons: 2
Coding region: 281-1219 (312 amino acids)
Biological process (GO): intracellular protein transport; vesicle fusion; endoplasmic reticulum to Golgi vesicle-mediated transport
Cellular component (GO): endomembrane system; Golgi membrane; SNARE complex
Molecular function (GO): SNARE binding; SNAP receptor activity
Source: RefSeq, a predicted model, not a curated record